UGCAUGGCUGUGCGUGGUUGAUGUUUGCGGGCGUCGGGGAACGUUUUAUUUAAAAGCGAUAAUCGUUUUUCAUUUAUACAUCAUGGAAACUCAACAGCCUCUGCUUAGUCUUUUAAGUUUAAAGGUAGCACCACCUUCGGAGGUGCAACAUUCGAGUUUAGAGGAAAACGUGGAAAGAGUCGUGGAUGGAGAGGCGGUGAAAUUGCCCGCAGCUCUCGAGCAGGCUUUAGCCUUCAAAAAUGAGAGAGCUAAGGAAGUUGGAGCCGAUCCGAACGAAGUUCUUGUCCCGGGAGUAUCCCCCGAUAACGAGAAUGCUGGAGAGGAAACUGCCCCAACGGCGGAAGACGCUUUACCUAAAAUGGACAUUGUUCCUGGGAAGACAGAUGCUAAAACGAAUAAAAUAAAAAAAAAGAAGAAGAAGAGAAAGAAGAAACAUAGCGAAGAAAAAAAGGAUCAAGAAAAGAAGAAUAACAUGGAUGAGGGUAAAACUCACGACAUGCCCGAGGUUGAAUACAUACAAGAGAUUCCAAGCGUUAACGAUUUGGAGCCAAUGUAUCGCCAGUUUGCUAGAGUUUUUGAAGCAUUUAAAUUGACAGAAGUAGAACCUCGUUCUAACGAUACGAGCGAUAAAGGCGAGCCUAUAGGACAAUACCCGCCUACAGCUGCUGUUCCAACAACAGGUACUGCACCUAGUAAAAUACCUCCAUUGGAUGAUUUUGACGACGAGGCUGGUCAGCAACAACAACAGCAGGGAGUCGGUGAAAAUGGUGCACCACGUCUGUCAAAGAGAAAGCUUAAGAGGUUAACUCGUCUGAGCGUGGCCGAACUGAAACAAUUAGUCGGACGUCCUGAUGUCGUCGAAAUGCACGACGUUACGGCAAGAGAUCCUAAACUUCUCGUUCAGUUAAAAGCACACCGUAACACGGUACCGGUGCCACGACACUGGUGUUUCAAAAGAAAGUAUUUGCAAGGAAAGAGAGGUAUCGAGAAGCCUCCUUUUGACUUACCAGAUUUCAUCAAGCGUACAGGAAUCACAGAGAUGAGAGCUAGUCUGCAGGAACGUGACGACACUCGAACCCUUAAAGCGAAAAUGAGGGAGAGGGCGAGACCUAAGUUAGGAAAAAUCGACAUCGACUAUCAGAAGCUACACGAUGCCUUUUUCAAAUGGCAAACUAAACCACGUAUGACUAUUCAUGGAGACUUAUAUUACGAAGGUAAAGAAUUUGAAACGCGAUUGAAAGAGAAAAAACCGGGUGAAUUGUCGGAUGAAUUGCGCACGGCAUUGGGUAUGCCAGUGGGUCCAAAUUGCCACAAAGUACCUCCUCCCUGGUUAAUCGCGAUGCAACGCUAUGGCCCUCCACCGAGUUACCCCAAUUUAAAAAUACCUGGAUUGAAUGCACCAAUCCCCGAGGGUUGUGCUUUUGGCUACCAUGCCGGAGGCUGGGGUAAACCUCCCGUCGACGAGACAGGGAGACCAUUGUACGGGGAUGUGUUCGGGGUAGCUCGUGCUCCCGGAGGUGAUGCCGUCGACGAGGAGGUGGAUAGAGGAAUGUGGGGAGAACCAGAGUCCGAAUCAUCGGGAGAAGAGGACGAAGACGAAGACGGAGAAGAGGGUGGAGAUGGCGAAGGCGACGGCAAGGAUGGAGAUGGCGAUGCGAGUGGAUUGGUAACUCCUGGAGCCGAGGGUUUGAUCACUCCCAGUGGUAUCGCGUCGAUUCCCGCGGGUUUGGAAACUCCAGAAACAAUAGAACUGAGAAAGAAGAAAAUUGAAAGUGAAAUGGAGGGUGGCGAUACGCCUGCACUGUACACAGUCCUCCAGGAGCGUCGAACCGAAGGCUUGGGAGCGAGCAUGAUGGGCAGUACUCACGUGUACGACAUGACCGGAGCUGCCGGCGGUCAAGCACCUCCUUCGGUGAUAGCAGCUCGUCGUGGAAUAAGUGGUUCGGCAACGGAUAGUCGUGGAGAAAAAGAUGGAGCCGUGGAGUUAGCCUUGGACCCAAGUGAAUUAGACCUCGAUUCCGAAGCAAUGGCGUCGAGAUACGAGGAGACUAUGCGUUCUCGACAAGCACAUCUCAGACGAGAAGACUUAUCGGAUAUGCUGCAAGAUCACGUGCAACGACAAAAGAGCAAGAGAAAACGGCAGCAAAAUCAAGAUACAAAAUCAUCUAAAAAGUACAAGGAGUUUAAGUUCUAAACUAAGUUCUACUUAUUGGUGAAUAAUUAGACUGUCCCUAAAAGAUGGCCGAAUUUAAUUCAAAGGAACUAAUGCAUUACGUAACUUAAGUGUAUUAAGAUUAAAUUGUAAAUUUGACAUUUACGUUAUGUAAUGUUUAGGAUAACAGGUAAAGAGCAUACGUUGGAAGCAUGGUUUUAUGUAUAAAACGUUUUGCCAAGGUCUGUUAUUUUUCUUUCAUUCUCUCGGUAAGUAUUUUGUAAAGUAAAAGUACACAUUAUGUCAAGGAAAAGAAAUAAUGUAUAUCACGUAUUUACAAUUAAAACAAAUAUUUUGCUUUA
Messenger RNA from Orussus abietinus, 2514 nucleotides. It is a transcript of the gene Sf3b2, whose product is annotated as splicing factor 3B subunit 2. The coding region runs from base 83 to 2194 and encodes 703 amino acids. The record is from RefSeq and is a predicted model, not a curated record. The transcript is spliced from 3 exons. NCBI's taxonomy places the organism in Eukaryota, Metazoa, Arthropoda, Insecta, Hymenoptera, Orussidae. Gene Ontology annotation, biological process: mRNA splicing, via spliceosome. Gene Ontology annotation, cellular component: U12-type spliceosomal complex; nucleus; U2 snRNP.